Messenger RNA from Pseudoliparis swirei, 1955 nucleotides. RefSeq names its product leucine-rich repeat-containing protein 26. The transcript is spliced from 2 exons. The record is from RefSeq and is a predicted model, not a curated record. The coding region runs from base 218 to 1462 and encodes 414 amino acids. Gene Ontology annotation, molecular function: protein binding. NCBI's taxonomy places the organism in Eukaryota, Metazoa, Chordata, Actinopteri, Perciformes, Liparidae. Gene Ontology annotation, cellular component: extracellular matrix.
CGGCCGGCUCGGUGGAUCGGGACGCGCUUCACCCGCGGAGCAGCAGCGGCGGACCGGCGUGACCAGCCACCGGACUCCUGAUCCCCGGUGAGUCGCGUCGCCAUGCCGACGCCCACGAUCCUCACGGCAACCGGGAGUCCUCUGAGAAGUUGCUAGGUUUACAACUGAGAGUAUCCACAGAGAGAGAGGCAGAGAGGUAAGGGGCCACUGCGGCAGCAUGAAGCGCCCGCCGUGCGUCACGCUGCCCUUUCCCGUUCCAGAGAUGCUCCUCCGGCGCCGCGGCGCCCUGCUGAUGCUCGCCCUGCUGGUGGAGACGGCGGCCGUGGGUGGAUGUCCGUGUCCGGCGGCCACCGUUCUGUCCCGGUUCCCCUCCGAGGUUCCCGCCGACGCCUGCUGCUUGAACUUCUCCGGCUCCGCCUUCGGCCACGUGCUCUGGUCCGCGCUCACCAACGGGACCGCCGUCGCCACCCUGGAUCUCUCCUCCUGCAACAUCAGUUCGGUCCUCGGCGGCGGCGGCGGCGCAUCGACCCUGCGGAAGGUUUACCUGGCUCGCAACGGCCUGACGGCGUUGCCGAGGGAGUUUCUGGCCGGUUGUCCCGGCCUGACGGAGGUGGAUCUGAGCGGGAACCUGAUCCAGGAGCUCCCCGAGGGGUUCCUCCGGGGCUCGGACCGCCUCCGGAAGCUGGAUCUGCGGGGAAACCGGCUCCGCCUCCUCCCGGGCGCUCUGCUGCAGAAGCCCCGCCUGCAGACGCUGCAGCUGGAGGGGAACCCGUGGGACUGCUCCUGCGCCUUGCUCGAGGGCCUGGAGGCCGGCAGGAAGCUCAACGGCACCGCCGCGCUGCGCGACCUGCUGGGGAACCUGACCUGCGUCUCGCCCCGGCGCCUGGCCGGCAGGGCCGCGUUGUCCGUGAGGCGGAGCGACGCCUGCCGCCCGGCCGGCCUCACGGCGCUCUUCAUCGUGCUCCCUCUCGUUAUCCUCGCCGCCCUGGUGCUCUGCUGGUGCUGCGGGAGGAAGAGGAGGGAGGCGCCCGUAAGCGCCUCGAAGAAGAGGAGGUCCUCCGGCGCCGCCUGCAACGGCCAGAAGCACCGCGGCAAGCAGAAGGCGGAGCCCGGUAGAGCGGCGGGCGGCGGCGGCGAGGGGAUCCCGGGGAACCAGCUGCAGCUGCGCCCGGCCGCCGCCCUUCUGGGCGGCACCGGGGACGUCUACGAGGAGGUGGAGGUCAAGCUGGCCGAGUGUCUUCCGCGAGCGUCCGGCUCCCCGGAGGGGGGGCGGGGCCCCCAGGGGACCGACGGGGCCGGCCAGGCGGACCUGGACUCGGUCAGCGUGACCGAGGUCAUGAAAGACUCGGCCGACCGGGAGAAGGCGUACCUGACCCAGUCCACCGAGUACUACAGCCUGGUGCCGGGGCUGCAGCUGGAGGACUCGGACCGCGGCGAGGACGAGGACGUCGGCCUUUCGUGACGAGGGUCCGACGCCUUGGGAAGCUCCUCACAGUGGACCGGAGGAUCAGAACCCUCCUCGGGUUCAACGAGCCCUGAAGACUGGAGUCUUCUUCAGUUUGUAGUUCCUUCAUAUUCAGAUUUCUUGAUCCCCUUUGACUCGUGAACUCUGUGAAAGCUGUUUAUUCUCUCACAGGUUAGAUGUUAGAGAUCCUUGUUUCAAGGGGCUUUAAGAGCGGCGCUGUCGCCCCGGGGCAGUUAGCUUAGCUUAGCAUAAAGACGGCUAGCUUCACUCACGCCAAAGUAAUCAAUAAAGAUGAAAGGCCGUCAUGGAUUCAACUAAUCAUCUCCAACAGGAAGGAAAGCAGCCUCAACCCACCGCUCUGCAGGGAGCGAGGGACCACUCAGGUCCGGGAGGAGGGUUCAUGUAGAAGGGUUCUAGUAGAAGGGUUCUAGUAGAAGGGUUCAUGUAGAAGGGUUCUAGUAGAAGGGUUCAUGUAGAAGGGUUCCAGUAG